Molecule: messenger RNA, 459 nt
Organism: Humulus lupulus (European hop)
Lineage: Eukaryota; Viridiplantae; Streptophyta; Magnoliopsida; Rosales; Cannabaceae
Exons: 2
Coding region: 1-459 (152 amino acids)
Molecular function (GO): zinc ion binding
Source: RefSeq, a predicted model, not a curated record
AUGACAUCAAAUAUAGCUGAAUCGAUAAAUGCUGCAUUGAAAGCUGCAAGAACGCUGCCAAUCACUACAAUGAUGGAAGGCCUUCAAAGUUUAUUUCAAAAAUGGGUAUGGAAAAAUGGUAACGAAGCAAACGGAACAUUCACACAAGUAACAACAGAUACUGAAACUGUGCUUAGAGAAAACUUUAUUCGAGCCAUUAAAUUUCAGGUCUUCCCAGUAAACACUAUACUGUACCAAGUUGUGGUUGAAGACAAAGGAAAUUUUUUGGUCAACCUAAUGGAAAAAACAUGUGAAUGCAAAAUGUUCCAACAAGAUGAAAUACCGUGUGCACAUGCAAUAGCAAUAUUCGCCAAAACACGACUGAAAACAUAUGAUUAUGUUGCUGAUUACUACAAAACUACAACUAUGAAAGCAACAUAUGAGUCAACUGUUCAUCCAUUGCCAAAUGAAAACGAAUAG